Molecule: messenger RNA, 1636 nt
Organism: Haliotis rubra (blacklip abalone)
Lineage: Eukaryota; Metazoa; Mollusca; Gastropoda; Lepetellida; Haliotidae
Exons: 3
Coding region: 43-621 (192 amino acids)
Cellular component (GO): membrane
Source: RefSeq, a predicted model, not a curated record
GGCGUUAUCUCUAGUUGCUGAGGUUAUCUAAUACCAAUCACCAUGGGAAUAAAGGAUAGCUUCAUGGGAGCAUCUGUGUUGAUGAAGGUGUGCUUCCUGGUGCUGCUGGUGGCCCAGGUGUGCAACUACAUCGCCUUCACCAUCCCGCAGUGGGGGAAGAGGUACACGGCUCCGGUUGGAGACUUCUUCGUUGGGUAUGGUCUGUGGAGGUUGUGUAGUAACUCAGAACUCCCCUCAGCGUGUGGUCAGUUGGAUGGAACCAGACUAGACUGGUACGCCGCUGUGCAGGCUAUGUCUGUGUUUGGCUUUGUCGGAAUCAACGUUGCGUUCCUUGUGGUGACUCUUCAGAUAUUUUCUUCCAUGUGCAAAGGUGUCAGUGACCUCGGCUUCUGGAACGCCCUCUGUUGCUUUCUAACUGGUGCGUGUUACCUGGUUGCUGUGAUUAUCUUCGGAACGAACUUUGACGACGGCUUCUUCAGCUACGUCGGCGGAGGGAUCUUGCGGGAGGGGGAGUUCGGCUUCAGUUUCGGAUUUGCCAUUGUGGCGCUGAUCUUAGAGAUUGUGGCGGGAGUUCUUAUCUUGCUGGACGGAAAGGGCGUCACUGUGACGUCACCGUCGUAAACAUGGAGCAGUCAUGGCAUUUCUCCUACAUAGACACCACUGCGUAUACAUGUAUAUUUAUCUUUGUCACUUCUGGUGUGAGUUUCUUAAACGCUGUACAAGUAUUUAUAUCUAAAUAAGUGUUUUUCUUAUGUCUGUACUUCUAUUUUUGUAGUUGUUAUGGCGUUGUGUUUUAUGAACAUAAUAUAGCAUCCUAUAGGAUUGAGUUUGCGCCAGUCUAGGUCCAGAUGUUCUUUUGUCGACUGACAUUGAAAUAAUGUCUGUGUUUACUUCAGGUAAUUAUUAUGGUAUAUAAAGUGUAUCAGAGGAGGCGUAUGAAUGACAUAAACAUAUUUGCUCGGACUGCCUGUUAUUUCUGUAUUUGGCGUCCGGAAAGGACCGUGCUUGUUCUCUGAAGGAAGAGUUAUCAGGAUAAUUACAGGUGCGCUCUGGACAGGGAGGUACCUUCUUCGUAGGGAGGAGUCUAUGUGAUCUUAGAGGCGGUGGGGUAGUCUUAUGGUUAAAGCAACCGCCCGUCACGCCCGUUUGAUUCCCCACAUGGGUGCAAUAUGUGAAGCCCAUUUCUGAUAUUGCUGGAAUAUUGCUAAAACACACUUACUCACUCACUGUGUGAUCAGAACAAUUACACCUGUGAUAUGGACAGAAUAUAGAUGUCUAUAUUUUGAAAACAGUGACAGGCGUCUGGGAGAGUUCAGUCUGUGGCCGGUGACAGGCGCUAUCUGGAAAGUAGAGUAAAGCCUCAGCAUAGCGAGGGUAACCAGCACUGGGGUUAAUGUACCCUCAAGACAAGAAAUAUAUCAAGAUAUUUAUGUCAUUAUAAUGAAAGUUGAUUGUAUUAAGAGCGGUAAACCACAGUGACAUCCCCGCUGACCUUAUCAUGCGACAUAGUGGAAAGCACUUGUUCAACAACGACUGUUUUGAAAAGGCCCCAAAGACAUUCUUUUUUUCUAAAGCCUACAAUUGACUUUUUCCCUAACUCUUAUUCUAUAAAUAGUUUUAAUGCGCCAUGAACAUU